AGCGUGGCUCCUGUGUUAUGGGUCAGUGUGCGUGUGCAGAUGGCUGGGAGGGUUCUGCCUGCGAGUGUCCCAAAAGCAACCAAACCUGCCUGGAUGACAAAGGGCUUGUGUGUGGUGGGCGAGGGAAAUGUGUGUGUGGUCGCUGCGAGUGUCCAAACUCUGGUAUCGAGAUGUCAGCAACCUGUGAGCCAAACUUUCAGUUUCAGUUAGGUGUGUGUGAGGGAACAAGGAGCUGUGUCCAGUGUCAGGCGUGGAGGACAGGAGAGCUGAAGCAGGAAGCUGACUGUGACACGUGUCCCUUCAAAGUGACCAUGGUGAAGGAGCUGAAAGAACGGGAGAAAGUGCUGGACUCCUGCAGCUUUCGAGAUGAGGACGAUGACUGUACGUACCACUACACUGUUGACCCCAGUGAAGACCCCACAGCCAAUGAGAUUAUGGUGGAGGUGCUGGAAAAGAAAG
Austrofundulus limnaeus is the source of this 459-nucleotide messenger RNA. Its product is annotated as integrin beta-4. Gene Ontology annotation, cellular component: cell surface; integrin complex; focal adhesion. Gene Ontology annotation, biological process: cell migration; integrin-mediated signaling pathway; cell-matrix adhesion. Lineage: Eukaryota; Metazoa; Chordata; Actinopteri; Cyprinodontiformes; Rivulidae. Gene Ontology annotation, molecular function: integrin binding. The record is from RefSeq and is a predicted model, not a curated record.